Messenger RNA from Danio rerio (zebrafish), 1554 nucleotides. The record is from RefSeq and is a predicted model, not a curated record. NCBI's taxonomy places the organism in Eukaryota, Metazoa, Chordata, Actinopteri, Cypriniformes, Danionidae.
UGCAGCGCUGAUGUCCAGAUCAGCAGCCGGACAUUGAGCGUCGAGCUCUGAAGCAACUGGUGCUUUAAGACGCGUUUAAAGCAAGACAAACACCGCGCUGACGAGGUUCGCAGAGGAUUACCGCGUGUUUACGCGUGUUUCACAGCAAUAAAGAAAGCUAUGAAGCACAUGCUGAAGUUCUGAAGCGGAGGAAGUUGGCAUGUUGGAUUGUGUGUGCAUGCUACUGUCUUCAUUUUCACCCCGGCUGCAUGCUUUUCUGAGCUGACAACUGUGUAUCCAACUCCAUCAUGAGAAAAAACUGUGAUGUCAAUAACCCUCCGGUUCUCUCCUCCAAGAAGGGUCUGAAACGCGGCUCUGGUCCUGAUCUGCUUCGGGACGUGGAGCGUCUGCGUGCGAAGCUGGAGGUGGAGCGCAGCAGGACUCAGCAGGCCCACCGCCGCUUCUCCCUGGAGCUCCAGCGGCAGCGUGAGGAGGCGCGCGAGGAGCGAGAGCGAGCGCUGAGAGAAAUCACCUUCCGGCUGGAGCAGCAGAAAACACUGGAGCUCCUGCGGCAGAGAGACGCUCUGGGACGAGAGCGAGCUGCGGAGGUGCGUCGUCUGCUGCGCUGGCGGAGUCAAUCCACGCUCAGACCAACCAGAGACGUCCAUCGCCAACUGGCGGAUGAGCUGGCUGGAGUCUGCAGAUCCGCAGCUCUCAGACCCAGCUGUAAAGGGAACGGAGCUGCAUAUCGUAGACUGGAGGAGCUGCUGAAAACACUGCUGGAACAGGCGGAUGGACAGCAGGUCGCUUUGCUUCAUCGGCUUCAGCAGGAAGUGGAUCUAGAGAAGAGCUACUUCCUGUGCCAUCUGCUGGAAGCACACAGUCGGCCAGCACUGCAGAGGAAAGAGGAACGCAAAGACAAAGAGUUUGUUGUGGAACAAUCCAGGCGAAGGUCAAAGAGUUGUAUACAGGUGACGGGAGGAGUCAGAGAAGGAAAUCUUGCUUUAUUUCGUUCUAAUUCGCUAUCACAGACAUACAAAAGCGAAUCUCCUCAACCUAUGAAGAAGAAGAAGAAGCAGCAGGAUUCUGAAACUCCAGCAGAAGAAGAGGCGUCUGGAGGAGAUGUGGAGAGCUUACCUGAGCCUGCUUCGUCUGAUGAGGAAUCGCAGAAGUGCUCCACAUCCCCAUGUUCACAGGACAAUAUGGACGAGCAGAACGGCCGGGAUUAUGGCUAUCUGGUGCGGCAGAACUCGGAGCUGCUGCGAGCGCUGGAGGAGAUGGAGAAAUCCUGCGCCGCUCUGAGAGAAGAGAACCGCGUACUGAGAAAGAGCAGUUCUCCAGAGACGGAGGAGAAGGUGAAGAGGCUGAGGAAGAAAAACGCUGAACUCGCCAUCAUCGCCAAACGACUGGAGGACAGAGCGCGGAAACUCCAGGAGGCGAACCUCAAAGUGGCCAGCAGUCCGAUGGCGGUGCGAGCGGGGCAGUGGAGCAGUAUAAGCGGGCGUUUGCUCGUCAGAGAGCCAGAGAUCUGGCACAGCACGCAGACACACUCCUGAGAAAAGAUAAGCAGAUCUC